AUGCGUUCUAUGUUCGCACACCCAUGGUGGGCAAUUUAUAACCAGAUAGGUGAGCCUAUGAAGACGUUGGACGAAUGGGUUAUGAUCGAGAUCUGCAACUCCAUCCGUGAAAAAUCGGAUUGGAAAACAAAGUACAAGAAUGAAGAGAUUUCUAGUAAAUGGAAAGCUGAAAUAAAAGAAAGCUUUCAAUCUAAGACUGAGAAUUUGGGAGAAAUUAUUGCUUACGUAUUUAAAGAGUUACAAUGGAUUGAAUACUUGGAGCACACAUUUCCUGGGGUGGAAGCGAAAGAUUUCCAUGUUGGAAUUGAUGAUAGAAUAGUAUACAGUGAUCAGGCCAUUGAUCCGGAAACUAAGUCGGAGCUCGCUAAGGCUGUUGAGCGGUUCUCCAGCAAAGAAUUCAAAGACGGCUAUGAUUACCAUCCAGGAUCGAAUAAUCAGGUCGUAGAUUUGGUUCACCCAUCGUUGUACCCAUUGCAGUACGGAAAGACUCCCGUAUUCACUAACAAGUCUGUUACAAACCCAUGGGAGUUCAACAGUAUGAAACUGGAAGAAAGAAACCGGGAUAGGACAUUAGGAAUUGCUCAAUACGAUGACAGUAUUGCGAAAGUUAAAAAGCUGGUCCAAGAUUUUGGAAUAUCAAAGGCUUUCCAAUGGUUGCCUGCCAAGUUAGCUAUAGACCAUACCCAUAAGUAUUCUUUCAAGUCUUAUAUUAACAAUUUACACCCUAAAAAGUAUGAUGACUUAUAUAGCGUGAUAGCCAAAGUUAUCGAUCUCCUGACACCGGGGAUCAAUCUUUGUCUCUCUAGGUACUCUACUGGUCCAUUUUCACGCAUUCAACUUCCAGCCUAUGAAUCAUGGGCAACCGAAGAAUGGCAAAAGAAAUAUGACGAGAUACAAGAUCCCCCUCCAGACCCAGAAACAGGUGAAGAAGUCGAUCCUGACUGGGAUGCACUUGAAGAGUUUGAAGAGACUAAAAAGGAUAACUUUAGGAAAUUUCCGCCCGUGUGGGAGAAUGAUCCGCCAGUCAAUUACGCUUUCGAUAUAAAGAAUAACUUUGACGAUUUGAAGGUUAUUGUUAAGUUGGCUAAUAUAGAAUUAACCCCUGAAAGACCAAAUUAUAAUGGAGGUUCUUGGCACGUGGAGGGGACGAUCAAUGAAGAUAUUAUUGCUACAUUGAUUUACUACUAUGAUUGUGAAAAUAUCUCUGAACUGAGCUUGUCUUUCAAAACAGCGUAUGAAGAUCCGCAUUAUGAACAAAGUGAUAGUGCUGGAGUGGAGAAAUUCUAUGGCUUGCUGGAUGAGGAUAGUAUGACUAAAGUAAUCGGUAAAAUGGAAACAAAGGAAGAUAGAGUGCUAAUUUUCCCAAAUUGGUUUCAACAUCAUGUCGAUCCAUUUGAGUUGAGCGACAAAACAAAACCAGGACAUCGUAAGAUUUUAUGCCUCUUCAUUGUUGAUCCCUACAAUGAGAAAGUUCUUUCCACCGAUAUGGUUCCUCCGCAACAGAAGGAAUGGUGGACUGAUGGAACUGACCUUAGCAAGUUUGGUUUAAACGAGUUCGUUAAGGAAGAAAUCCUAAAGCUUAAAGCUGAACCAGUGAGCUUGGCCGAAGUAAAAUCUGUUCGUGAUCAACUAAUGAAAGAACGUAGUGUACCUGAAAUUGAUGAACAUGAUUAUACAGAAAUGCCGUUCGAAAGAAAGUUUAGUUUAUGUGAGCAUUAA
Messenger RNA from Dujonia railenensis, 1719 nucleotides. The record is from the annotation of a GenBank genome assembly. NCBI's taxonomy places the organism in Eukaryota, Fungi, Ascomycota, Pichiomycetes, Serinales, Debaryomycetaceae.